Messenger RNA from Necator americanus (New World hookworm), 318 nucleotides. RefSeq lists its product as uncharacterized. The transcript has a single exon. The coding region runs from base 1 to 318 and encodes 105 amino acids. The record is from RefSeq and is a predicted model, not a curated record. NCBI's taxonomy places the organism in Eukaryota, Metazoa, Nematoda, Chromadorea, Rhabditida, Ancylostomatidae.
AUGCUUAGUGAAUUAAACGAAGAAGGGAAGAGGAUAGGAUUGCGAAUAAACAGAACGAAGGCACAGCUCAUGAAGAACGCUUACUGCGAGGAGGGAGGAGUACAACUUGAGGGCUCCCCAAUCGUGGACAGUUCGUCAUACGUAUAUUUAGGACGUUCUAUGAAUAUGGUGAACUACUUCAACGAAGAAGUGAAUAGAAGGAUGAGAGCAACGUGGGGAGCAUUUACGCUCAGGGAAGCCAAGGAGAAAUUGACGAACCAAAGGCUCCGUGCCCAUUUGUUCAAGCCGACAGUUUUCGCAGCGUUUUUGCCCGCCUAA